This is a messenger RNA of Coniosporium apollinis CBS 100218, 384 nucleotides long. Its product is annotated as ribonucleoprotein-associated protein. The transcript has 7 exons. Bases 1 to 384 code for a protein of 127 amino acids. Gene Ontology annotation, biological process: mRNA splicing, via spliceosome; maturation of SSU-rRNA. Gene Ontology annotation, cellular component: nucleolus; box C/D methylation guide snoRNP complex; small-subunit processome. Lineage: Eukaryota; Fungi; Ascomycota; Dothideomycetes. The record is from RefSeq and is a predicted model, not a curated record. Gene Ontology annotation, molecular function: RNA binding.
AUGGCAGACAACACCUCCGCAGCCUGGCCUAUCGCCGACGCCGGCCUUUCCCAAGAGAUCCUUGAUCUCGUACAACAAGUGAGUAAUUUCCGCAAGUUGAAGAAAGGCGCGAACGAAGCCACGAAGACCCUCAAUCGAGGUAUCUCGGAGGUCAUUAUCCUUGCGGCGGACACCUCCCCAUUGGCUAUCCUCCUGCAUCUUCCUCUCCUCUGCGAGGACAAGAACGUUCCUUACGCGAAACAGGUGCCAUCAAAGAUGGCGCUCGGACGUGCGUGCGGCGUUACCCGCGCAGUCAUCGCUGCAUCGAUUACGACAAACGAGGCCUCCGAUUUGAUGGGCCAGAUCCGCACCCUGAAGGACAAGGUUGAGAGAUUGAUGAUCUAG